AUGCAAUCUCUCCUUCCUGGUCGUUCCGGACAAUCAUGCCUUUCCUCCUGCAUAUUCCGUGCGGAGGCAUCGCUUCCGGCGGAGAAAGAGCGGAUAUAUAAAUUGCCGGCGAGCAGGGCGGCAGCGGAUGCCCGUGGCGGCACGGGGCCGACGGAUCUGGUGCAGAGAGAGUAUAGAAGGCGCGCUGGAAAGUUUAGGGCCGAUCGCGAUGCCAUUUAUAUCGAGGGGUUUUUGGGGGGAAAAGCCCUGCCCGGUGGGAAAGUAGCUGAUAACAAAGGGGAAUGGAAAUGGAAAAAGGUGGCGAUUGAGUGGAGGCCAGGUUAUAGGUAA
Molecule: messenger RNA, 330 nt
Organism: Striga asiatica
Lineage: Eukaryota; Viridiplantae; Streptophyta; Magnoliopsida; Lamiales; Orobanchaceae
Source: the annotation of a GenBank genome assembly